UCUUCGGAGGACUCGUACUCCUCGGACUCCGAGAUCGAGGUGAACACGCCGGCGACCAGGUGAGCACACCGCUCUCUUGCCACCAUUUGCGCCCUUGUUUAGUUGCUUCGCUUUAUCUGAUAUCCUUGUCCUGCAGAGCCGAUGCCCGCCGCAUGUUCGACGGAAUGCCUCCCGGGGUCGACCGCAUCGGCGCCCUCCCGGACGGGGUCCUCCACUACCUCCUGUCCUUCCUCCCGGUGCAGGAGACCGUGCGGACGUGCGUGCUCGCCCAGCGCUGGCGCCACCUCUGGAAGUCCACCACAGGCCUGUGCAUAGUCGGCGCUAAGGGUGCUGGAUCUGUCCGGGAUCUCCGCAAGUUCGUGGACCAUCUGCUGAUCCUGCGUGAGCGCACGGACCUAGACACUGUUCAUAUCGGAUUCAGCAAAUUCCGUGAAGAGGAUGUGCCCUUUGUCAACCUAUGGAUCCGUUUUGCUGUGCAGAGCAAAGUUAGUGUGCUCUCCGUUAUUCACACCAACGUUAACCAACCUUUCCACCUAGAUGGCCUGCCUCUUGCUUCCUGGUAUCUGAAGACAUUAGUCAUUCACGGUGUACUCCUACAUGGAACAUUUCUUGAUUUCUCCAGUUGUCCAGCAUUGGAGUAUCUGAAGAUUAGCUCUUGUGUCAUCCAUGCUAGCAAGAUAGGGUUCCGGUCCCUGCAGCAUUUGAGAAUCUUUCGUUGCCGGUCCUUUCUAGAUCACCGGAUCCGGGUUUCUGCUCCAUGCCUCGUCUCUUUGAAAUUAGAUGGCUUUUCAGGUAGAACCCCAUUGCUUGAAAGAAUGCCACUGUUGGAGACGGCAUUUCUGAAUCUUGGCGCUAGUUUGCACGAUACCUCAGAUGACAUAUGUCUACAUUAUAGCCGCUCUGGUGUUUUCUGUGGUGCCAAUGAUGUUAGCUGUGCGAAUUGUCUUUACGAUGAUGGAAGCACCAAUAGUAGUGUUCUUCUUGGAGCUAUCUACAAUGCUGAGCACCUGGAGUUGAUAUCUUCAUCAGGAAUGAUUAUUUUUACUAGGGAUUUGAAAAGGUGCCCUACAUUCAACAACCUAAGGAACUUAUUACUCAAUGACUACUGGUGCGUGGGUCCUGACUUCAGUGCACUAACUUGCAUCCUCAAGCACUCUCCAGUUCUAGAGAAGCUCACUCUUCAACUUGUAUCCGAGGAAUUAAGAACCAAUGUGGAAAUGAAAGGAAGCUACAGUUCAACAGAGAGAUCUACUGUAAUACCACAACACCUGAAGAUAGUCCAUGUCAAGUGUUAUGUGGUUGAUGAGAAAGUUGCCGAAGUUCUGAAGUUCCUGUGCACACUUAACCUACGAUUCUGUUUUGUGUAAGGCUGAGCAGAAUCAGUUGAUGGUAGCCUCAUCAAGUACCUUCUCUCGCCUACUCCAUACCGGAAGGCUCUGCAGUUUUAAAAAUAGUGGAAGGCUUCAGCAUGAUGGAGCGAUGCUGUCAUAUUUUGCGGUCUUUUGUCUAUGGACCAUGGGUAUGUUAUGUGAGUUCCGCUUAGAGGACCUGUCUUACAGCUUUAGAUAUCGUCCAGUUGGGCCUGAUUCAUCAAAUGAUGUACUCCGCACACGCUUUUGGUUCGUACUGAUUGAAUGUGCUUGGGCACAGAA
Molecule: messenger RNA, 1652 nt
Organism: Lolium rigidum
Lineage: Eukaryota; Viridiplantae; Streptophyta; Magnoliopsida; Poales; Poaceae
Product: F-box/LRR-repeat protein At3g26922-like
Exons: 4
Coding region: 153-1367 (404 amino acids)
Molecular function (GO): protein binding
Source: RefSeq, a predicted model, not a curated record